Messenger RNA from Oikopleura dioica, 1140 nucleotides. NCBI's taxonomy places the organism in Eukaryota, Metazoa, Chordata, Appendicularia, Copelata, Oikopleuridae. The record is from the annotation of a GenBank genome assembly.
AUGAAGGGCAGUAGGCAAAACGAAGGUUUCCACACGGUAGAAGUCGGGGAGACAGCGUUUACUGUACUGGAGAGGUAUCAAAAUCUCAGACAGGUCGGCACUGGUGCUCAAGGAGUCGUUGCUGCUGCUUAUGAUACGCAACUGAAGCAGAAUGUUGCGAUUAAAAAACUCUCUCGUCCAUUUCAAAACGUGACACACGCAAAACGUGCCUACCGCGAACUCAGACUCAUGUCACUUGUCAACCACAAGAACAUUAUCAGACUCAUGAAUGUAUUUACGUCACAGAAAACACUGGAAGACUUUCAAGAUGUGUACAUGGUGAUGGAACUGAUGGAAGCAAAUCUCUCUCAAGUCGUCAAUUUGGAGCUGGAUCAUGAGCGUCUGUCGUAUUUACUGUAUCAGCUUUUGUGUGGUGUAAGGCAUCUCCAUGCGGCUGGUAUUAUUCACAGAGAUCUGAAACCAUCAAACAUCGCCGUAAAAUCAGAUUGCUCGCUCAAGAUUUUGGACUUCGGGCUCGCCCGCACAGCAAAUCAGGGCUUUCUGAUGACGCCUUAUGUUGUGACGCGUUACUACAGAUCGCCUGAAGUCAUUCUGGGGAUGAGCUACUCGGGGACGGUCGAUAUCUGGUCGAUUGGGUGCAUUUUUGGAGAGAUGGUUAGAGGACAGGUUCUUUUCCCUGGAUCGGAUCAUAUAGAUCAGUGGAAUAAAAUUAUCGAAACGUUAGGAUCCCCCACUCCAGAAUUUGUGAACAGACUACAACCCGCUGUAUCGAAUUAUGUGAGGACAAGGCCUCACUACAGAGGAAUGAGCUUCAGUCGACUAUUUCCCGACGGAUGCUUCCCGACCGAGUCUGGUGGCUCGCGCGCUUUAGCUGCUCAAGCUCGCGAUUUGUUGCAAAAAAUGCUCGAAUUGGAUCCGAAUAAAAGAAUCAAUAUUGACGAUGCGCUUCGUCAUCCUUAUACGAAUAUAUGGUACGAACCAUCAGAAGUGGAAGCACCGCCGCCUCUUCAAUACGACAAUUCACUUGACGAACGGGAGCUCACUGUGGAGCAGUGGCGCGAAGAACUCUGGCGUGAAGUGAUCAACUGGCGGCCGCAUCCAGGCACCGUGUCCCAGGCCUCUACCUCGAUGGAUCAUUAA